Messenger RNA from Vanessa atalanta (red admiral), 1582 nucleotides. RefSeq names its product probable maleylacetoacetate isomerase 2 (gene GSTz1). Lineage: Eukaryota; Metazoa; Arthropoda; Insecta; Lepidoptera; Nymphalidae. Gene Ontology annotation, biological process: L-phenylalanine catabolic process; glutathione metabolic process. Gene Ontology annotation, cellular component: cytoplasm; mitochondrion. The coding region runs from base 265 to 981 and encodes 238 amino acids. The record is from RefSeq and is a predicted model, not a curated record. Gene Ontology annotation, molecular function: maleylacetoacetate isomerase activity; glutathione transferase activity. The transcript has 6 exons.
CAGAUUGGGUAAAAGAAAGAGUGCAUUUUCAAGUAGUUAUUAAUUAGACUCAAAAGGUAUUAAUUAAAAAAAUAUAUCAUAUAAUUUAUUAAUUAACGUGUACUGUAAUAUUGUUGUAAAGUAAAAUAAUCUUACAUAUUUCGUAAAUUAUAUAAAAACAAACACCAGAUUUGCAAAAACAAUAUAUAUUAUUUAUUUCUAUCCGGUAUAAUAAACGCCGCCAAAAUUAGUUACUACUCUAAAUACAACGGGAAUAUUUCCACCAUGGCUAAGCCAGUAUUAUAUUCGUAUUGGCGAAGCUCCUGUUCGUGGCGGGUUAGGAUUGCCUUGAAUCUAAAAGAAAUACCAUAUGAUAUAAAAGCUGUUAGUUUGAUCAAGGGAGGUGGAGAACAACACUGUAAUGAAUACCGGGAGGUAAACCCUAUGGAACAAGUACCGUCACUAGUUAUAGAUGGACACACAUUUGUAGAAUCACUUAGUAUAAUGCAUUAUUUAGAAGAAACAAGACCUCAAAGAGCUCUAAUGCCUCAAGAUUGUUAUAAGCGUGCAAAGGUUCGAGAGAUUUGUGAGGUCAUAUCAUCUGGCAUCCAGCCUCUCCAAAAUUUAAUUGUUCUAAUAUAUGUGGGUGAAGAUAAGAAAAAGGAAUGGGCCCAACAUUGGAUUAUGCGUGGUUUUAGAGCAGUGGAGAAGCUUCUAUCAUCCUGUGCAGGAAAAUAUUGUGUUGGUGAUGAAAUAACUCUAGCCGACUGCUGCCUUGUGCCUCAAGUGUUCAAUGCAAGAAGAUUCCAUGUAGAUCUUCGCCCAUUCCCAAUAAUUCUUCGAAUUGAUCGUGAGCUAGAGAAUCAUCCGGCAUUUCGCGCUGCGCACCCUUCCGCGCAGCCUGACUGUCCACCAGAAGAACAAGACACUCAUCACCGUCUUAAGUCCAGCAAGUGCUCGGGUGUAAGCAGUUUUCUGGCGACUACUGUAAAAAGAUUUUAAGAAACCUUCUGGGUUACCUCACCGAUAGGCCCAAAAACCUGACUAUAAUAGGCAAGGAGUCCCCAACUGCCAGUACCUGGUUUUUGUAGCCACUAAAUGAAGACAGGCCUGAUGACACUACUUCCCAUAAAUACUUUUCUUAAAUGCAUUUUAAUAGUUUUAUGUUCUGAAAUCAACGCUAUGGAAGUUUAUUUCUCCGUAAUUAUUAAUAACAAUUGCUUAAUGGUCAUCUGACAACAAUACAAAAAGUUGUAUUAAGAACGUAAAUAAUCUUCAUAAUGCAGAUAUAGUAAAUUUAUUGCUAUUGAUUUGUACCUUUAGAGUUCUGGGCUGUUUUAUCUGUAUAAUAUAUAUACAUAUACAAUACAAUUCUGUGUUUUUAGGCCAUGUUUUAAAAUUCUUAUUAUGUAUAUAAUUUGAACAUUCAAUUUGAAUAUAAAAUACGUCUAAUAUUGUAAUUAUUUUAACUAGAUGUUAUUUAUAAUAUUUGCUACACUUAUGUAAUUAAUGAUUAUUGUAGUAAUUGCUAUGUGAUUUGUCUUUAUUUGUUUUUUUAUGUGCCAUUCCAAAAGGAUUCAAUGCCUGAACUAGAUAUUCGUAA